AAUUUUUGUAGUAUUUAAAAUUCUGUUAGAAAGUGUGUUAUUCAUUAUUAGUAUAUUUCGUGUUAUUGUGAAGUUAUGAACUAAUUAUUUAAAGCUUGCUGACAUUCGCAGCUUACAUAGUUAAGCUCAAGAUUUCCUGCUUGUUGCUGCCGAGGGCAAGCAUUCUCCCUAAAGCCCAUCAGAAAUGUCUACGCCUGCCAGACGACGUCUGAUGAGGGAUUUUAAGCGCCUUCAAGAGGAUCCGCCUACUGGUAUUAGUGGGGCUCCUACUGAAAAUAACAUUAUGCUUUGGCAUGCUGUCAUUUUUGGGCCACACGACACUCCUUUCGAAGAUGGAACAUUCAAGCUGACAUUGGAAUUUACCGAAGAGUACCCAAACAAGCCGCCCACAGUGAGAUUUCUUUCGAAAUUGUUUCAUCCAAAUGUUUAUGCGGAUGGAGGCAUCUGUUUGGACAUCUUGCAGAAUAAGUGGAGCCCGACAUAUGAUGUGUCUGCUAUUCUGACAUCAAUCCAAUCACUAUUAAGUGAUCCCAAUCCGAACUCUCCAGCAAAUUCAAUGGCAGCUCAGCUUUUCAAGGAAAAUCGACGAGAAUACGAAAAGCGUGUGAAGUCAUGUGUGGAGCAAAGCUUUUUGGACACGUAAGGCUGUAAUGUUUACAUGUUUAUAGUUAAAACUGUGAUUGGAAUAUUGCACCUUAACACUGACUAAGGAAAUUAUGUUCCCCAUAAGCCUAAGGCCUGUGAUUUCACUAAAUUAUAGCUAUUAACAGCUUCCAGAUUUCAUAUUGACACACCAAUUUUUGUCUUAGAAUAGUAAUGCUACUAACAGAGGACUGUUAAUUUGUAUGUUAUAUGUCAUAGCUGUGAUGAUUAGAAUUAAAUGAGAUAUUAAAUCCAUAAAAUAUCUUUUACUUAGUUUGCCAUGCCCCAGAGUUUUGUGUAUUAAACUAAAAUGCUUGAAAUAGGUGGAACUAAAUUGUUUCACAGGAAGUGCCACUGAUUUAAACGGAAUUGCGCAACUGUUUGUUAAUAUAAUGUUCAGUGCAUAUUUAGUAAUGUUUCAAGCAUGAGUGAUUCUAAUGUUACGCAAUUUUUCACUAUUCAUGCCAGAUGAAAAUAUUUUGUAAAACUUUGUCAUUGAUGUGGUGCAGCCUUGUCAGAUUUCUAGGUGCUGGAAAUCAGUUCCUUCAAGUGUGCAAAGAAAAGAUGCAUAAUAAUUUGACUAUUGCAAUGCAUGAGGGAAAAAGUUAAUUUCCCCUUUGUGAAAAUGUGCUUAACUACUCCCAGUUUUUUCCAAGAUGCUCUAAUGGUUUUUUUAAAUAUUGAAUGAAUACUGAAGCUGGUGAGGGGUAUUUGAAAACUUCUCAGUUGUGAGAAAAGUAAACACAAACUAGGAUUAGGGUUCCAUCCUUUUGGAAAACUGCAGAGAACAAUAUAAGUAAAAACUGUGGAUAAUAAUGUUCGGACAAGUUAUUUUUCAUGUCAGUAUAUGUUUGGGGGGGGGGGAGGAGGUUAAGGGUAUUUGGUGUGUCAAGACAUAAUGUAGUGAAACACGGGUAAAUCAGAAAUUUAAUGAAAAUUACUGUUGAUGUACUAGAUUUUGAAAUAUCAUAUUUUGUUUCAUUUGAAGGAACGUUGUUUUGGAGCAGCAGUGUUUUGCCUGAUGGCAAACAUAGACUUGUAAUAGAAACCUCCCCAAAUGUUGACGUUCAGCCAAUAAACAGCGUAGUUCAUUGCAAGAAAUUUCUUAGGUUGUUGUUGGCUGAAAGUUUGUAGUAGGAAGUGACAAAACUUAGAGCAACAGAAUUUAAUUUGAAUAAUACUCGCAGGAGUUGUUAUUCUAAAUAUAUAGAUUUGCCAGAAACUAUUUUUGACAGUGCUUUUUGUAUGACUUUACAGCCAACUAUUGUAUGACUAUAGAGUCUCUACUUAUUUUAUCAGGAUAGUAAUUAAAUCUUUGACACAGCUAUCAUGAAAUAUAACUGCUUUCAUGCAGUUUAACAUUGCAUUUUAUGUGCAAUUUGAAAGCAUUUUACUAUCCACUGAUAAGGCUCUUAUGGCAAUAAGUAAAAGUUUCAAAAUGUUUACAAUAAGAUUUACUGUUGAAAGAAUCGUUUGCAGUUAAACGACUUUCAGCUGAUAAGUUGUUAUUAGUUUUUUAGCAAUGCAACAUCUGCAUUUAGCACAUGGCAUCCAACUAGCACUUAAACUGUUAUUCAGUGUUAACAUGACUCUCUGGUUACUACUUAAUCAUAUCAAAAUAGUGUAUCAGUUACAUAGUUACAAGUGGGGGCAGUACAGAACUUACAGCAUUUUAUUUCAAUAUCCUGUGUGGGAUUUUACCCACAAAUGAUGGUAUUUUACAAGAUAACAGAUGCCUGUAAAAUAUUUGUCUUGCAGUGCCUGUGUGAAACUUUUUCUGUGGGAAAAGGGAUGUUAUUUUAAAAAAUAUUUGAAUACAGAAAAUGAAAAUUGUGUGUCAUGGAGUGUAGGAAACUGGUGGUAUUAUUCGUCAAUAAGUACUAUUACUGAGUACAGCAUAAUGUCAUAUACGUUGAUCACUAUUUGUAAGUAUUGGUACUGUUACGUAUCAAGUAUGCAAUUUGUUUUACAGUUGUCCUUAAAGUAAACUUAGAAAUUCUCUGUUAACGGUUUUAAUUCUGCAAGUUAUGAGUCACUGUGCUACUAUGUUUCUGAAACGGUUCUGUGGGUUUCCAUAUUACACACAUCAAAAUGUAUGGGAGUGUAUCAGUAUUAUGUAACAUUUACAGACUAAUAAAGCUCUGCUGUUGGUUGUAAU
Schistocerca cancellata (South American locust) is the source of this 2800-nucleotide messenger RNA. RefSeq names its product ubiquitin-conjugating enzyme E2-17 kDa-like. Gene Ontology annotation, biological process: DNA repair; protein polyubiquitination; proteasome-mediated ubiquitin-dependent protein catabolic process. The record is from RefSeq and is a predicted model, not a curated record. Lineage: Eukaryota; Metazoa; Arthropoda; Insecta; Orthoptera; Acrididae. The transcript has 2 exons. Gene Ontology annotation, cellular component: HULC complex. Gene Ontology annotation, molecular function: ubiquitin conjugating enzyme activity. The coding region runs from base 185 to 643 and encodes 152 amino acids.